UUCUCCGCAUUUCCUCCCUCCCUCCCUCCCUCCCUCGCGCUCGCCUCUGCUUCGCCUCCCUUCUGCUUCUUCUUCCUUCGCUUCUCCAUCCUCUUCCCGUCUUCCGGCAAAAAGCUUCGACUUCGACCCGCCCCACACCAGAUUGCGAGGCCGAGGAGGCAGCAGAGAUGGCGGCUCACGUCCUGUCCAGGCGCCUCUCCUCCGGCGGAGGAUCGGGGCCGCCGCCGCAGCUCGCGGGUGCUCUGCGCUACGCGGCUUGCUGGAGAUCGUACUCGACGGCCUUCCGGGAGGAAAGGGACACCUUUGGACCCAUCCUCGUCCCCUCGGACAAGUUGUGGGGAGCGCAGACGCAAAGGUCGCUGCAGAAUUUCGACAUCGGAGGCGAGCGGGAGCGGAUGCCCGAGCCGAUCGUUCGAGCUUUCGGCGUGCUAAAGAAGUGUGCUGCCAAGGUUAACAUGGAAUACGGUCUCAAUCCUUCCAUAGGGAAAGCCAUAAUGCAAGCAGCUCAAGAAGUAGCUGAGGGAAAAUUGAAUGAUCAUUUUCCCCUUGUCAUAUGGCAGACUGGCAGUGGCACUCAGAGUAACAUGAAUGCCAAUGAGGUGAUUGCAAACAGAGCAGCUGAAAUUCUUGGCCAUAAGCGUGGAGACAAGUUUGUGCACCCAAAUGAUCAUGUGAACCGAUCUCAAUCUUCCAAUGACACUUUCCCAACUGUGAUGCAUAUUGCGGCUGCAAUGGAAAUAAAGUCAAGAUUAUUGCCAAGUCUUGGGAACUUGCACACGUCUCUUCAUUCAAAGUCCAUCGAAUUUAAGGAUAUUGUCAAAAUUGGACGAACUCACACUCAAGAUGCAACUCCUUUGACUCUGGGGCAAGAGUUUAGUGGCUAUUGUACCCAAGUUAAGUAUGGAAUUGACCGUGUCAACUGCACUCUACCUCGUAUGUACCAGGUUCGUAGGAGAUACAUAUGUUCUUGCUCUCGAUGUUCUUUGAAUGGGUAA
Molecule: messenger RNA, 995 nt
Organism: Syzygium oleosum
Lineage: Eukaryota; Viridiplantae; Streptophyta; Magnoliopsida; Myrtales; Myrtaceae
Product: fumarate hydratase 1, mitochondrial
Exons: 9
Coding region: 168-995 (275 amino acids)
Biological process (GO): malate metabolic process; fumarate metabolic process; tricarboxylic acid cycle
Cellular component (GO): tricarboxylic acid cycle heteromeric enzyme complex; mitochondrion
Molecular function (GO): fumarate hydratase activity
Source: RefSeq, a predicted model, not a curated record